Molecule: messenger RNA, 1921 nt
Organism: Acaulospora colombiana
Lineage: Eukaryota; Fungi; Glomeromycota; Glomeromycetes; Diversisporales; Acaulosporaceae
Source: the annotation of a GenBank genome assembly
AUGGGUUCACGUGAAGCGGAGGAGCACGAAUAUAUCGACACUAUAAGGACAUCUGAUAUUUACCAACCACAACCCACGAGAUACAACGCCCAUUCGACUCCGAUUCUUUCACCAGCCACCCACCUAAUCAAUUCUUCGACCAAGCGUCGCUGGACACGCCUAGAUCGUCGCAAGAGCACACCCCUAGGUUUCAGAGAGAGUAAGGAGUCAGAUAAACUGGGUAGUAUGACGCUAACACGAGUUUAUAUAUCUAGCGUCCUAAAGUCAAAAUUGGAACGUGAAAACCGUCGUCAACAGAGAGCCGCUGAUCGUACCAAACUGAAUGAUGAAGUUAGGGAUCGACUACGGGAGGAACUUUUGCACCAUGAAGAGUUGCAACGUCAAUUACACUCUGCAAGGGAUUCUCUGAAGCGAAGGCGUUCGUACGCAGAGAAAGCCGAGCAAGAAGCCCAAGAUUUGGAGCUUUCUCUAUCUUCUGGGGCUUUGAAAGAGGACCAAAUGUCGGUAGAGCUUGCCAAGAUCCAGGUUGAACUAGCCGCAUACCGUACUCGUAUGGAAGGAAUAGAGCAGGAACUUCAAAAAGCGCGCGACAUGACCGACGAAAUUACUACGGACAGGGAUAAAGCUCGAGAUGAAGCUCGUCAGCUUCGAGAAGAAAGGCGAGAGGCUGCCGAACAACGUCGAUUGGACGAGGCCAGGCGGGAAGGUAUGAUGCGAGGAAAACUGGAAGGGAUGUACGCUGGAUGGGAGGAUGGAAAGGUACAAGGUUACAAGGAAGGAAGGUCGGAAGGAUCCCGCACUCAACACGAGACAAUGCUGAACAAGGACUGGAGAUAUCUGCAACGAGAAUUUCCAAACUAUGAUCGGUUUGAAGAGCGUAUUCCUUCCCCAGAGAGCUAUGAUGGGGAUGCACCGGAGCAACUAAGGGGGCUUGAGGCCCCGAUAGUCCUUCCUCCUACUAAAAAGCCUCGCCGCCCACCUCCUAUUCGUCCAGCAGAGGAACAUGAUGAGGAAGCUCACCCAAUGGUAACCAGGACAGUUCAUUCCUCUCCCGAAACUAUUCAAGAGACCAUGCCCCCUCAAGUCGUUCCCCAUCCUACGCAUCAGCCAUCCCCUCCUUCAAUGCCAGUGCCAUCUACCUCCCACCACCAGCCAGAACCGACUCCACGAGAGCGGCCCCGAUCGAAUAUCCCACCUCCACGGCCUAUUUUCUUGCACGAUGAGAGUUCAUGGCAGCCUCCUCAAUCUAUUCCGGAGACCCUUAAGCGUUCAACAACACUCCAUCAACUAGGUGAAAGGUUUAAACGUAAACCUGAAGAAAUAUCUCAUGCACCACACGACAUGGACUUUGCCCCAAUAGCAGCACCUGGACAAUAUCCUUCGGUGGCUACACCCCUUCCUCAUUGGGAGACCAUGCAACCGGGAAGAGCGAUUCCAACACCGGCUGGAUCUAUACACGAAUUUAGAGACGACGAAAGAGAAAGAGACAGAUUCCAAGAAGAAGAUUUACGAAAUCGAUAUUCUUAUAAUGAGGACCCCAGAAACAGGUUAGGGAAAGUUAUGAUGGGCAGCAUCACCGGUUUCCUCCACCCUAAAACCACCCGAACACCGUACAAGGACCCUCUGAUGUACCAAGAUGCGCGUUCGACAAUCACCUUGCCUUCUCUGAUCGACAGAUCACGAGAACAAUCCCCCGCACCUUCACCUAAAACCCGCCCGUCACAACCCGACUGGAGCAAACCUGUUGUUCCAGUCGCUGUCAAACCACAACCGUCCCCUCGACAUAGUCGUAUCAGCAUGUUACCUGACAACUAUAUCCCUCCUCUCGAUGCCGACGGGGGGUUCAGUCUACCACCUCCUCACGAGUUGAAUGGUAGUGCCAUGCAGAGUGCAAUCAACCUCACUCUCAGCCAGAAUGCAA